CAAAGUUCAGUCUGCUAGCAGGCAUCGAGGACGUGUUAUGAAACCUUCAAAUCGUCAAAUCUACAUUUUCUUUAUUGUAUAGAUUAAUAUACAAGCAGUUCUUCUUUGUUUCAGUUACUAUCACAUUAAGUGUAAUAUUUGAAAAAUGUCAAACGUGGCAACGAGUAAAAUUGUAGAAACCCAAAUAUACGACGGUCAAAAGCCGGGUACGUCUGGAUUACGAAAAGCUGUGCGAGUUUUUAAACAAGAACAUUAUACAGAAAAUUUCAUUCAAGCAAUAUUGGAAGCCCUUGGAGAACAAUUAUCUGGUAGUACGUUAGUUGUUGGUGGUGAUGGAAGAUAUUAUGGGAAAGUGGUUGUCGAAAAAAUUAUUAGGAUCGCUGCAGCUAAUGGAGUAAAGAGAUUAAUUAUUGGACAAAAUGGAAUACUUUCAACUCCAGCUGUGUCUACUAUAAUAAGAAAAUACAAAACUCAAGGAGGAAUUGUUCUAACAGCAUCUCAUAAUCCUGGUGGACCAGAUGCUGAUUUUGGUAUCAAGUUCAAUUGUGAAAAUGGUGGUCCUGCUCCAGAUCAUGUUACAAAUAAAAUUUAUGAGAUUACGAAAGUGCUCAAGAGUUAUAAAACUAUACCUGAUAUAGCUAUAGAUAUAAGCAAGAUACAGAGUACUAUAAUCCAGGUUGAUGGAAAUCCAUUUACAGUAGAUAUAAUAGAUUCUGUGAAUGAUUAUUUAGAGCAUAUGAAAAAUAUCUUUGACUUUUCUAGUAUUAAAAUAUUAUUGCAAGGAAGUAACAAUCAUCCUCCUUUUAAAGUUCUAAUUAAUGCAAUGAAUGGGGUUACUGGUCCAUAUGUAAAACGAAUAUUUAGUAAUGAAUUAGGUGUUGAUGAUUCAAGUAUUGUUAAUGCAAUUCCAUUAGAAGAUUUUGGUGGACUUCAUCCUGAUCCAAAUUUGACAUAUGCCAAAGAUUUAGUGAAUGCUAUGAAAAAUGGUCCAUAUGACUUUGGUGCUGCUUUUGAUGGAGAUGGAGACAGAAAUAUGAUAUUAGGCAAAAAAGCUUUCUUUGUAACACCUUCUGAUUCAUUAGCUGUGUUAGCUGCUAAUUUAAAUUCAAUACCAUAUUUUGCAAAGACUGGUAUUAAAGGAUAUGCUAGAUCUAUGCCAACAGGUGCUGCUGUAGAUAGAGUUGCAGCUAAAAAUGGUAUUAAACUUUAUGAAGUACCUACAGGCUGGAAAUAUUUUGGUAACUUAAUGGAUGCUGGUCAUCUAUCUCUUUGUGGGGAAGAAAGUUUUGGCACUGGGUCUGACCAUAUACGAGAAAAAGAUGGCAUAUGGGCUUGUCUUGCAUGGCUUAGUGUAAUUGCAAAACUGCAGAAAUCUGUAGAAGAUAUAUUGUUAAAUCAUUGGCAAAUAUAUGGAAGGAAUUUUUUCACGAGAUAUGAUUAUGAAAACUGUGAUUCUGAAGCAGCAAACAAAAUGAUGCAGCAUAUUGAAUUAGAAAUACAAAAACCUGGGUUUGUAGGUUCAAAAUUAACAUCCAAUGGCAAAACAUAUAUUGUAAAAUUAGGAGAUAAUUAUUCUUAUAUAGAUCCUGUUGAUGGGAGCCAAGCUAGUAAACAGGGUUUAAGAAUUCUAUUUCAAGAUGGUUCCCGUAUAAUUUACCGUUUAUCUGGUACGGGAAGUUCUGGAGCUACUAUUCGUGUGUAUAUUGAUAGUUACGAAGAUGACCCAGCAUCUUUAAACAAAGAUGCUCAAGAAAUUCUUAAGCCAUUGGUUACUAUUGCGUUGGAGCUAAGCAAAUUACGCGAAUUUACUAGUCGUGAGACACCAACCGUAAUUACGUAAUACAUAGGUUCUUUAUCGUUAACAAUUACUUUAUUAGAAGUAUAUAAAGCAGAGAAAAAAGAGAAAAUGUUUUACAAUAAAAGCCACUUAAGUAGAAGAAUGUCAC
This is a messenger RNA of Eufriesea mexicana, 1946 nucleotides long. RefSeq names its product phosphoglucose mutase 1 (gene Pgm1). Gene Ontology annotation, molecular function: phosphoglucomutase activity; magnesium ion binding. NCBI's taxonomy places the organism in Eukaryota, Metazoa, Arthropoda, Insecta, Hymenoptera, Apidae. The record is from RefSeq and is a predicted model, not a curated record. The transcript is spliced from 7 exons. Gene Ontology annotation, biological process: carbohydrate metabolic process. Bases 146 to 1840 code for a protein of 564 amino acids. Gene Ontology annotation, cellular component: cytosol.